AUGCGAUCGAAACCUAACCGAAACAAAGCCGAUGCGAUACUUCGCAGAAAGAGUGCCACCGGUUCGAAAGUUAACCCGUUCGAAACUCUGGUUUCAAAAUCAAAACACGCCGUGCUCAACCGUGGCAUACAAUCCAAGAAUCCGGGGAAGCUCCAACAAAUAUCGCUCGAGAAACGUGAUCAAACUCUCCGUAAGGAGUUCGAAUUGCGCCACAAAACAAAUCAAUUUCUCGAUGCCCGUAUCAAAAGCAAAUAUGCUCGUCAGCAAUCAAAGAAGGCAGAAACGAGCGAAAUGUAUAACCUCAACCUAACCCACGUCGGACAAACGCUGAACGAGAUAGAAAAUUUCGACGACGUACCCGACGGUGCUGACGAUGAUGAUGAGGAUGGCGUGCUACAAGAUUCAUUUACUAGUGCUACUCAUUUUGGCGGUGGUACCAACGAUGAGGACACCAGAAUAGAUCGUAAAACGGUCAUCGCAAAUCUGAUCGCAGAGAGCAUAAAGCAGAAGGAGCAGCGGCAACGCGAACAGGACGAGUUGUACGAGAUGCGGCUGAAGCUGGACGAUGAUUUGAAGAAUCUGAUGCCUCAGUUUAGUCAGCACAUCCGCCGGGACGAUGAGCGCAUGAAACCGGACGACUACGAUCGUACAAUGCGCGAGAUGAUAUUCGAGAAAAGAGGCGCUCCAACAGAGAAGCUUAAAUCCGUCGAUCCAUCGGUGGAGGCGCAGAAAAAACGGGAAGAGCUUGAGCGAGAAAAGCAGGAACGAAUGAAACAAACGGCUGUUAAAACGAGUCGACCAAUAUCGGCUGAUGCGCUUUCCGAUGACUACUUUAAUGAAGGAGACGAAAGUAACCACGAAGAGGAAGAUGAAACGAAUGACGAUACAUACGGUGAUAACCGCCCAGCAGCGGAUGAAGCUGAUAGUGGUGAGGAGGAUGAGGACGAAGACACGGAUGACGAGUCUGGCAGUGAUGUGGAUAGCUUGUCAGAUCUCAAAGCUGCACUUCAACAGAGCGAUGAGGAUGAAGAACCGGAACCAGAGCUGGAACCUGUACCACAAGUUAAACCGACGGUUAAACCAUCGAAAAAUCCACCCACACCAAAUAAACCGAUCGUUGUCAAUUUCGUCCCCAAAAUAGUGGACGUACCGCGAGAAUACGAACAGUUCGCGGCGAUGCUUGCAGAGCAGAGCCUUGACGAACGGAUAGCCUUGAUUGGUAGCAUGGUUCACACGUUAAAGCAAAAGAGCUUUCUGAACAAAUCGCGCUGGUCGGUACUGUUCGCGUAUACGCUGAACUACGUAGGGGAUCUCUUUUCCCACGUGAACGCGACCACGGUAGAGCAGGAAUUUAAAACGCUUCAUUUGCUGAUCCCACUGCUACACGAUAUGGCACAAGCUGAUCAGGUUGGAAUCGGGACGGUGUUCCUGGACGUGGUGGAGGAAAAAUACACUGAGUUUAAGGAACACCCUCGGCGUUAUCCUUCUCUCGCGACGCUGAUGCUGCUGAAGCUAGUACCAUUACUCUUUUCUUCGUCGGAUCGAAAGCACACAAUUGUUACGCCGGUUAUGGUGUUUAUUGGGGAAAUGCUAACACGCUGCCAAGUGCGCAACCGUCGGGAUAUCACUCGUGGCUUGCUCCUUGUUACGACAGCACUGGAAUGCGUGGAACAAUCGCAACGCAUUCUACCAACGGCUUUAGCCUACUUGACUGCAGUUUUACAACAAGCCUGUCCACGUGAUAUAUCCCGACCAGUCGAAAACGUGGUGCAGCCGUUUAAAGUCACUUCUUGUCUGCAAACCUCAAAAUCGCAAGACACAACUAGCGCUACCGAAGAGCUGCAGCUGACAGCACAGGAUGUACUGCUUGUGGAGAUUACGGAUUCGUUUAAAAUACGAGCAAUUGCGUGCGCAGUGUCGCUGAUCGGGGCCGUUUGUAAGCAACUUGAAAAGAGCCCCGCAAACUCAAUCAUUACCAGGCACUUCCUGCGUCCACUUGGUGCCCUAAAAACGUCCAUGUUUCCUGCUUCCCUGCAGCAGCUUGUCCAGCAAACGACACAAACGUUAACCGAGCUCUCACAGCCACCGCUGGCGUAUCUCGUAAAGGCGGAACGGAAACCGAAACCGCUCCGUUUGAUGGAGCCAAAGGUAGAAACGGUGUACGAGGACAUCUGGCGCCGACCUAAAACAGCGGUACCGCUGCGCGAACAGCGCCGGAAGCUGCAAAAGAAGGUAAAGAAGCUAGCACGUGGUGCGGCCCGUGAGAUCCGGCUGGAUAACGAGUAUCUUGCCAAGCUGCAGCACAAGCGGCGCAUGGAGAGCGAUCGUGAACGCAAGGAGAAGGUUCGGAAGAUCUUUAGCCAUGCUACUGCGCAACAGGGCGAACUGAAAUCGCUCGAUCGACGGGCGAAACAUCGUAAAUAGAUGCUCACGCUAAGAUGGUCAGAUAUGAUAAAUGUAUUCGAGCUAUUUCGCAACCGA
Molecule: messenger RNA, 2481 nt
Organism: Anopheles nili
Lineage: Eukaryota; Metazoa; Arthropoda; Insecta; Diptera; Culicidae
Product: nucleolar protein 14 homolog
Exons: 2
Coding region: 1-2424 (807 amino acids)
Biological process (GO): maturation of SSU-rRNA
Cellular component (GO): small-subunit processome; nucleolus; Noc4p-Nop14p complex
Source: RefSeq, a predicted model, not a curated record